AAGAGACUCCGGGUUUUGAGAAAAGAAGGUGUCACAUGCACAAAGUGUGUAGUAGCUACAGAAAAAGAUAUAACCCUACACAGUGCACUCAUGCCCAGGUUAAUCACUGUUAGCUACAUACUUUGCCCACUUGAAACUUCAUCUAAGGAAAACGCUGUUUGGCCACAGUGUACAAACUGUUUGGCAUAUAUUCAAGUGGUACCUAUAAGUGUCAUUUUGCGGGUGAGACUGAGGAAGCUUUUUGUGAAAGUAGAUGUCAUUUUGUGUGUGAGAGGUUUUGUAUGUCUGCAUGGCUGCUGAUGUGAGUGAGAGAGAGUAGGAAUGUGUGUGAGAGUGGACGUCAUUCUCGGUGUGCGGCUGCGUGUGCAUAGGUGCUGGAGUUGUUGGACGCGCGCAUGUUGAAGCCAAUAUCGCGAUGGAGAAAGAAAACAGACGGCGGCGCGUGCCUAAGUCUGCGGCAUAACGCGCCGCUGCUGAGUCCGCAUCCAAUGUUACAGAUGCAAGAUAAAAACUAGUUAGUUAGCGUAAAAAUAAGCACCAAAUCUCAAAGAUUCGCGCCCGUUUUUUCAUAUAUAUAUUGCCAUAUAGCCCAAAUUUGAUUGUUUCAACAGCUUCACCUGGAGCAAUGUCUAGCAAAAGUUAAACACAUCUUAAUUUUCAUCUCCGGACUACACCUGGACUACAAGCGCACCCAGAACUCAACACAGUAAGAAAUCAGCUUAAAGGAAGGAGUCAGAGUCUGAUCAGAAUCGGUGACGUACAGCUACUUAUCCAGGACUUUCUUCUCUGAAGCUACUUAAGAGUUGCACCCCGACUCAGUGAAUUACUGGAGCAGAUCUGGUCCUCCACAGAGUUCCUGAACAUCCAAUGUCUAAAGACACCAUGUCAAAUAACUCUAUGGACAACUGCACCAUUUCUCAGGAGAACUAUGCGUUUGUGGCCGUAUAUUCUUUGGUCUUCCUUACCAGCCUGGUUCUAAACUUGACUGCCCUGGUGAUCUUCUUCCGCUCAGCCAAGUCUCGUUCCCACACCACUGUCUACAUGACCAACCUGGCACUGGCUGACCUGUUGCUAGUCUUAACUCUGCCCAUGCGGAUUUAUUACCACCUGGGAUAUAAGUUGCUGUCUUCCCGCCUGUGCGAAAUUCUUGGCCUGGUCCUCCUGGUCAACAUGUAUGGCAGCAUCUUCCUGUUGACAUGCAUGAGCUUUGAUCGCUGCAUGGCUGUCUGCUUCCCCAUGUCGUCCCGUGUCAAGGAGGCCCGGAAAAAGGCCCCUUUCGUGUGUUUGGGUGUCUGGAUGCUAACCAUCGGGGCUAGCCUUCCCGUAUACAUUUCCAAAGAGAUAAAGGAAACGAAGAGUAGCUUGAUCUGUUUUGGAAAUUCUCCAAUUUACGCCACGCAGCCUGGAGCUGUGGCCGCUACUCUUACCGUUGGCUUCACGAUUCCUCUCACCACCAUGCUGGUCUGCUCCUUCUUCAUGAUCCGCGCCAUUGAUCGUAGCACUGUGGCCAAGAUGAAAAUGAUCAACAGCCCGAAAAUUCAGCGCAUGGUCGCUGCCAACUUGACGGUCUUCCUGGUUUGCUUCCUGCCCUACCAUCUCUUGCUGGGCUUGCUCCCCAAAUACUCCAACCCCACCUUGUGUACUGCCUUCCAUUACAGCUUCUUAGUGGCCUGCCUCAAUGCUAGUCUGGACCCGAUCGCCUACUACUUCACCACAGAGACCUUCCAAGACAAAGUGGACAUGGAAAAUGUCUGGAGGAUGUUGCCUAAACAUAAUCACAUCUCUGAUAAAAAACAACAGUCUGAGGUUCCUCUAAAUACUUAAACCCCACCGGUAAAGUCCAGACCUCUCAAUUAUGGCUGGGGAACAUAUUGAAUAUAUUUGAUAUAUCACGGCUUAUUCUAAGAAUGCUAUACUAAAUGACAGAUUUUUUUAUAUUUAAUUGUAUAUGACACGUAUUGCCGCAUCACAAUUUACUGAAUUUUAUUGGCUUUCAAAAUACAGUACAUCUGUCACAAACGCUUUUCAAAGUACAGUACUGCACAUAUUAAAUUACUGUACAUACCGUACUAUUGUAGCUUAUUGUAGUUUUGCCGCUGCACUUGCCCGCCCACGGGCACGACUAUCCUGAGCCAAUGCUUGUGACGCAUAUGAAUGACACGUGUGUUUUUGAAUCUGGGAGGAAACCAGGGAGCCCCUUUAAGGUCACGGCGGGGGGGGGGGGGGGAAAUAACGGGCCUUGUCUGUAGUUUUGUGGAACGUGUCCCCUCAGCAUUUUCUGCCACUCCUGCUCUGUGUUCAGCCAAAUAUUCAGUUACAUAUGAAGGGGAAUUAUGCCAAAACAAAGCAGCACCACGGUUUUGUAUUAACCAAACACAAAAAUCUAAAUAAAUAAAUUAAUGGACUGAAAAGCUUUAAAUGAUCAUGUUUGGAGUUUAAAACAUUCAUUGAGGGACAGCAGGGACUUCUGUAGGCAGCAAAAAGGAUGAGAAAUGCACAUGGAAAAGAGGUGAGAAAUGUGAGUGUUAGGUUGUCCAGAUUCAUUAAGUUAAAAGGUUGUUUAUUAUAAUGUGUGUAAUACUGUUUUCAUUGCUAAGGGGAGUAUACCUUUGAACAUAUUAGGGUUAGGUUUUAUAAUAAAUUAUAAUUAGACAUUCCUGGUAUUAUUUUAUUAAUCAAAGAGCUAAAUCAAGCAUUUAUGAAGUGCUUUAGAAGAAAUUUCAAAACAUCAAGAUAUAUUGUGUAUUGCGACUAAAUGCAUAUCGAGCCUAAAUAUAUCAAGAUAUUACUAAUAGGCCAUAUUGCCCAGACCUACCCUCAUACUUACAAUUACAAUAACCACUCUUAUAUGAAAAUAUCAAAUAUUAACAGAGAUGAUUCAAGUUCAUUUCAACUGGGGGGGACAGACUGGGUCCAGUUUUUGUUAGGGUGGCCAAAUGUAUUUUACCUUAAUGUCCUCUAAGAAUUACUCUAGAUUGCCAGCAUUAAGAAGCAAAAGAUUACAGUUUUUACUGUAAAAUUUACAUUUUAUUAAAAUGAAUAUUGUGUAUAUACUGUAUAUUAUAUCAUAUUAAAAUAUUAAAGUAUAAAGAGCUAUUGUAUUGGAAUCUGUAUCGGUAUUGAAAAAAUGUGGAUCGGCCCAUCCUUACCUCUAACUAUAUUCAAAAACAAUAUGGCCAUUAUCAUAGCAGCUGUAUGGAGUGCUGAUGUACUUGAUGUAUAUAACUUAUGUAGCUUUUUCAGAGUUAUGCAGGUUGCUUUAGGUCAGCUUCCUUGGAUUGUGAAUAACUUGGUUUGUGAGUGUUUUGCAAGACGAGCAAAAAAUGUUCAUAAAUUUUAACUUGAUAAAAAGCGAGCUCUUGCAAUACGAGCAUUAUGUGCACGCUUUGUCUGCCAAGCGUCACGUAAUCACAACUGAGCCCAUGGUUCCUCUCUGUGGAAUUGUGGGUAAACAAGUGUUGUAUACUGAUAAAUAAUAUUCCAUAAUAACAGUAUUCUGUAUGUUAGUCUGCCAUCUGAAUGUAGUGUCUAUUGUAUGCAUUAAAAGUCUCCAGUUGAUUUUUUCUAUAUGUAGAGAAGGCACAGUGAGGCCAUUAUUCUCACUGAUUACAUAUCUUAAAAAUUACCUCUAGUGCAUGUAAAUUCCUGACCAAGACACUGUGAAGUUCCGCAGUUUUAGCCAACUCUUGUAUGUAGACAUUGUCGAUAUGUGAGACAAGCUGCAGCAACUUGCAUUUGGAUAAUUUUAUGUUUCUUAAUAAAUAUGGUUUGCUUAAAUAAA
Brienomyrus brachyistius is the source of this 3781-nucleotide messenger RNA. Its product is annotated as lysophosphatidic acid receptor 6. Gene Ontology annotation, biological process: G protein-coupled receptor signaling pathway; behavioral response to pain. The record is from RefSeq and is a predicted model, not a curated record. Gene Ontology annotation, molecular function: G protein-coupled receptor activity. Gene Ontology annotation, cellular component: membrane. The transcript is spliced from 3 exons. NCBI's taxonomy places the organism in Eukaryota, Metazoa, Chordata, Actinopteri, Osteoglossiformes, Mormyridae. The coding region runs from base 868 to 1824 and encodes 318 amino acids.